AUGGGCAAGCGCAAGUCAAAACGCAAGGUGUCUUCGAAAAUAAGAGUUAUCACACCUCUUGAAACACAGUUCAAUUGUCCUUUUUGCAAUCACGAAAGAGUGUGUGAAGUGAAAAUGGAUCGUGAACGAAACGUUGGUUUUAUCGCUUGCCGAGUAUGUUUCGAGGAUUUUCAAACGGGCAUUAAUUAUCUAUCUGAACCAGUUGAUGUUUAUUCUGAUUGGAUUGAUGCAUGUGAACAAGCGAAUCGAUAG
Messenger RNA from Thelazia callipaeda (thelaziosis nematode), 252 nucleotides. The record is from the annotation of a GenBank genome assembly. NCBI's taxonomy places the organism in Eukaryota, Metazoa, Nematoda, Chromadorea, Rhabditida, Thelaziidae.